Molecule: messenger RNA, 1554 nt
Organism: Malassezia restricta
Lineage: Eukaryota; Fungi; Basidiomycota; Malasseziomycetes; Malasseziales; Malasseziaceae
Product: tyrosyl-DNA phosphodiesterase 1
Exons: 3
Coding region: 1-1554 (517 amino acids)
Biological process (GO): double-strand break repair; single strand break repair
Cellular component (GO): nucleus
Molecular function (GO): double-stranded DNA binding; single-stranded DNA binding; 3'-tyrosyl-DNA phosphodiesterase activity
Source: RefSeq, a predicted model, not a curated record
AUGUCGCCUGAGGCCCAUGCAGAAAAUGCUGUUCAAAAUCCGCUCUUAGCACUAGUCCCGGAUAGGAAACAGCUUGAACACGAGCGUCUACAGCGCGUAGCUGCGCGUGAGCGACAGCACUCGAAGCGCAAACGCAGUCGCUCCGCAUCAUAUGAUGCAUCCGCAUCGGUCGACACUGAAGAGCAGUUCACAAAGCAAGCGAGAAUCACGGCGCCUAGUCAGCGAUAUACGCCCGUAUCAUCUGCAGACCGAUUCUGGAAUGGCGCUAUCAAGGCCACCCACAAUCGAUACUCACGCGCGGCUCGUGCAGGAACACGGCUAGAACAGGUUCUUCUACCUGCUACUUCCACCGAUGCGUGUGGACUGCAGCGAGUCAUGAUGGCGUCAUAUGAUGUGGACAUUGAGUGGCUCGAGUCGAUCUUUCCACCUGAUAUUCCUAUCACGUACAUUGGCAAUCCGCCGCCGGCGCACCAUGGUGGCGUACCCGCAGGGCUGUACCGCAGUGAUUUGCAUGGAAACUGGGAAAUGGCUGUUCCGUUCAGACCACAUGCUCGCGCUCUGCAGCACAUGAAGUUUCUCCUUCUGUUCUUCGACACACACGUACGCGUCGUCAUAUCGACAGGUAACCUAACCCCUCUUGACUGGUCUCGGUAUGAAAAUAUGAUGUAUAUACAGGACUUUCCGUCCACAACGCAGGCCCAUGUAUGCACCUGCGGUGCCGGAUACAGCAGCUACGGGUUUUUGGCGCAGCUUGAGCGCGUUCUUUCUUCUCUAAGCAUACCCCCCAAUCAUGCUGCCAUGCAGAAACUCCAUGAAUACUCGUUCCAAGGAGCACGCGCUCAUAUCGUAGCGAGCUGGCCGAUACAAUCCGUCGCACGCGGAUGGUCUAACAUGGAGGAAGCGGGUCUCAGUCGUUUAGGCCAUGUGGCUCGUGCGUUGUGCCCUACGAUAGAACCCUCACUUCGCAUGGAGGCUCAAGGAUCAUCUCUUGCGUCCUAUGACCGCCGCUGGCUUGAGCAAUUCUACCUUCUUGCCUGUGGUUACCCAACAUCGAUUCUGCCGCUCACAUCAAAGCGCACAGAGAAUCCAUCUCCCGAAUUCGUGCAAGCUGUCGGUAUUCAGGACUGGCCACCAAUUCAAAUUUUGUUCCCGACACAAUCCUACGUCGUACACAAGAGUGUGGAAGGCCGCCAAGGUGGUGGAUGCUUCUUUGGGAAACCGGACGACUUUCACAGGCGGCAGCUUCGGGGGCUCUUCGCGCAGCCUAUAUCUGAGCGUGGUCAUUUACUGAUACAUGCAAAAAGUAUUCUCGUGACCAAUGAUACAUAUUCUAACGGGUACGUGUACCUUGGAAGUCACAACUUCACUCGUGCCGCUUGGGGCACAGUAUCAGGUACACCCGAGCACCCGACGCAGUCUCUUAGCAACUGGGAAUUGGGUGUAGUGCUUCCUCUCUCACACAAAGAUGCAUGGGAUGCAAUUUUGUACCAGCGCCCCGCUCAGCCUUAUGGAGCACAUGAUGCGCCUUGGGAUGCCAACAGCUUAGCCGCUUGA